Penicillium alfredii is the source of this 273-nucleotide messenger RNA. Its product is annotated as MFS transporter. The record is from RefSeq and is a predicted model, not a curated record. NCBI's taxonomy places the organism in Eukaryota, Fungi, Ascomycota, Eurotiomycetes, Eurotiales, Aspergillaceae. The transcript has a single exon. Gene Ontology annotation, molecular function: spermine transmembrane transporter activity; spermidine transmembrane transporter activity. Gene Ontology annotation, biological process: spermine transport; transmembrane transport; spermidine transport. Bases 1 to 273 code for a protein of 90 amino acids.
AUGAUCUCCGCCCCUCUGAGUGAAACCUACGGUCGACGCUUCAUCUACGUAUUCGUGACCUCGAUCUUUAUACUGGGAUCUGGCUUCGCCCAGAACCUUGCGACACCCUUGAUCUACCGCCUCCUGGCCGGCAUCUUCUGCUCCUUCCCCUUGGCCGUGGGAGCGGGAACCAUUCUGGAUAUUUGGAGCAGCAAGCACAGUUCCACAGCCAUGGUGCUGCUGUUCCUCACCGCGUUUCUCGGCCUGGCACUCGGGUCGUUGGUGGGCGGCUAG